Messenger RNA from Sungouiella intermedia, 969 nucleotides. The record is from the annotation of a GenBank genome assembly. NCBI's taxonomy places the organism in Eukaryota, Fungi, Ascomycota, Pichiomycetes, Serinales, Metschnikowiaceae.
AUGGCUGAUACACAACGAGCCGACGUGCUCCACCUGCGAAUGUCGGAGGCACCAUCGUCCAAACUCUUCACUCAAGACGAACUUAAGCAGCUUAUCAAUGAAGAUGAUUUGGUGAAAAUCUUGGGGAUGACCCAGAGUCUUAUCGACAGAAAAAUGAUGAAGUUGGUUAAAUUGGGCGAAGAGUUGCGAUUCCAGGCCAUUCUGGCGUCUGAGACAAGAAAGCUCACUUCCAUGACUGAUGACGAGCAGAUGAUCUAUUCUUACAUCGAAGCGUCUGGAAGAGAGGGUAUCUGGACGAAAACCUUGAAGGCCAAGACGAACAUGCACCAGCACAUUGUUAUGAGAUGCUUGAAACAGUUGGAGAGUCAGAGAUACGUCAAGCUGAUCAAGUCCGUCAAGCAUCCUACGAGAAAGAUAUAUAUGCUUUACAACCUCCAGCCGUCCGUAGAUGUGACGGGAGGUCCGUGGUUCACGGAUAGUGAGCUCGAUACUGAGUUCAUCGACUCGCUUUUGACAGUGGUUUGGCGUUACAUUGCCCUGAAAACAUACCCUACAGCUUUCCAGGAUCCCGCUCCCAACACCAAUGUGUUGCAGAGUACGUUUCCUGCGCACCACCCUGGAUUUGCUACGUUGGACUCAAUCAUGGAGUUCAUCACCUCCAACAAAAUCACCAACAUCGAUUUGGCCCUCAAUGAUAUCCGUUCGUUGUGCGAAGUAUUGAUCUAUGACGAUAAAAUCGAGUUGGCCAAGAACACCUCGGAUGUGUACAUCGCUACCUGGCAAAGUGUUUUGGAGGCUGGCUACGGAAGACAGUAUAAUGAUGAAACGUGUUUGAACGAAUCACAGAAAGAUUUCGUGGAGGUGAUGAAAGCAGAACUGCAGUUCAGCGUGUUUGACUUCUAUGGAGUGAUCAACGACGAUGUGAAGGAGGACGACGUGGUGUUCCUUGACAAGUGGACCCAUCAAUAG